Molecule: messenger RNA, 1515 nt
Organism: Penicillium brevicompactum
Lineage: Eukaryota; Fungi; Ascomycota; Eurotiomycetes; Eurotiales; Aspergillaceae
Exons: 4
Coding region: 1-1515 (504 amino acids)
Biological process (GO): regulation of transcription by RNA polymerase II
Cellular component (GO): nucleus
Molecular function (GO): DNA-binding transcription activator activity, RNA polymerase II-specific; RNA polymerase II cis-regulatory region sequence-specific DNA binding
Source: RefSeq, a predicted model, not a curated record
AUGGCCGAAGUACAAGUUGGCCCAACGCACGCUACAUACUUAUCAAUUUGUUAUAAAUUUCGUUAUCAUGUGACGCUGCAAGCUCCGACAGCAAUGCUCUGGCAUGCCAACAAGAGCCCAGUAACAUAUCUCAACAAAAGUCAAACAUACUGCCUCACGGUGGCAGAUUCUACUACAUCGACAAAGAAGGUUCGACAUUUCAAAUAUAGAACGUCCGUCCAUGUCUCCUUCGAAGGAGAAGAUCAGAGAUCAAAUCCGGUUGCAUUUUGGCAGCUAUGGAAAGAAAGCCGAGGCUCGAAAGAAGCCCAUAAGCGCAAAGGCAAAAUAUUAUCUGUCGAAUAUGUCGAUCCUUCCCGGGAAGACCCUAGAGGCCAGGGACAUGGGCAAAUCCAGCUUGAAGAUGUUUUCGUUAAUGGGUUUUGUGUCACCUGGACAGCUGAUUCAACCCCAAACGUUCAUGAGGCUGCGAUUUCGCUGAAGUUCAAUUUCUUAUCAACCGACUUCAGCCGCUCAAAAGGGGUGAAAGGGGUCCGGUCAGGCUAUGUGCAAAAACGGAAAUGUUACGGUCGGAUGACCAAAGUAAUGCGUUGGGGAAUGAGUCAGAACUCUGCUAUUCUCUUUCGGAACCACGGUGCCGAACGGAAAUCAUUGAAUGAUAAGACACUUGUCAAGAAAAAGAUUGAUAAGCUCAACAAACAAAUAAUUCGCACAGAGACAGGUGCAGAUGUGGCGUUCGAUAUUCGGCCUCAGAAGAAGCGCAAGUGGUCCAUGAGUUCGCGCAAAAGUACCACAUCGGAUCAGGAACUUCACGCUGAGUUGGCUACCAUUACUGAGAUAAUUUCAUCGGUUCGUCUGGUAAGUGUACUUGGGCUUCGUGGUAACGUGAACGAUGAUCCGGAUCUAUAUCCUAUUCGUUUAUCACAUGAAUCGAGCACUUCCAUCAAUGCUGGAGUCUUGGAUAACCAAUAUAGCAUACCUGCUACAACCUUGGUCUCUGAAGGAGCGACUCAAUUGCCAAAAAAGGCCAACUCAAAGUUAGACUUCCAAAGCCCUAACUGUCAAGAACGUCCGCCCAAGAUGGCAAAGGUAUCCAUCGGCUUUUCCCAGCUAGGCUCUCCACCCCAUAAAAACCCACUUUCCAAGUCCGUUGCAUGCUUUUACGUCCAGUUCACACAAAGCGGGAAGCAGCCCCAGGGUAACUAUUAUGCGAUAUACCUAGCGGAUCGCACUUCUCUCAGCUUGAAAGUGAAACUUGUAGAGAAGCUGCAGAUCGACCCAGGUUUAAUCUCUCGUAUCCUUUGGGCCAAUAGUAAAGGCUUGAAGGUCCUGGUGGAUGACAAUGUGGUCCAACAUCUUCCAGAGGCGCAGGAUAUGGUUGCAGAUAUCUGUGAACUCUCCUAUACACAGGUACAAAUGGCUCCAUCGAGGGCAAAGUGCUCUGGGGUGGAAAUAAAGCUUUUGUUUCAAGACCUAAGUAUCCUAUCUUCUAGCGUGCAUUUUUUUGCAAAAUCCUAG